AUGCAGCCAGCGGAGGGGACGUUUCGGUAUCGACUGCGGGAAACGCGUGCACGUGUGUGGCGCGCGCUACUGCCUGACGAUCGUCCAACACCUGUGUUCACUUUACUGGUUGUCAAUUUAAACGGUGCCCAGCUCGUUCAUGGUUUUGAUAUUUUGCUGUCAAUGCCAUGCAGCGCCUCUACGGCAAUAUGGUGCGCUUUGGGAGUGUCAAACUCCAUUGUGAACAUGAUCUACGCCAUUGCGGUCAUGUGGCGGAUGCGGUACCGCAUUGAGGAGGGAAUACCGUUGGAGUCCAGCACGGUCCGUGUGUUUCUGCUGGAGCCAAUCAACAUUGCAUUUUUAGUUUAUUUUGUCUGGGAGAUUGCUUGGAUGUUUUCCGUCUCUUGUCUGUUUAUGACACCCCUAGUUCGUGAUGACUGUGGCACUUAUCUCUCUGUUCAGCUCGGUUGCAGCUUUUUUUUUUUCGUCGUUGGCGGAAUAGCCCUGGGCUCGACGUUCUUGACGGAGCUGUUCAAGACACCACGAUGGCGGCACCAUGCGGAUGAGGUAUGGCGACGGAAGCAUCCCGUUAGAGGGUUCAUCCCGUUGACUCUCACGAAUAUACUUGGCGACGAUUACCGCACAGACAUGGGGACGAUUCCGAAGGACUCACAGUACCGCACGCAAGAGGAGCAGACGGUGGAGAUGACGCGUGGGGGGCUAGCGCUGUCGGGCUCGUCAGGCGUGGUGGAGGUGAACGCGGAUUCCAAUGACAUUGGCGAGGUGAGCAAGAGACGGCGCAAUACAACGUUUCCCGUGGAAAAUAAAAACAAUAUUUUCGCACAAAUGAACGUCUCCUGCUUUUCCCCUAGAGAGUACGACCAAAACGAAUAA
This is a messenger RNA of Trypanosoma cruzi, 873 nucleotides long. RefSeq lists its product as uncharacterized. Bases 1 to 873 code for a protein of 290 amino acids. The transcript has a single exon. The record is from RefSeq and is a predicted model, not a curated record. NCBI's taxonomy places the organism in Eukaryota, Euglenozoa, Kinetoplastea, Trypanosomatida, Trypanosomatidae.